CCUGGGACUAGAGUCCGGGCGCGCGAUCUGGCUCCGCAUUAGCCACGGGCGCCUCUCUCGGAAUCUGAAUUUCUAGGUCCGAGUUGCCGCCCUUGUCCCCCUAGCUCGCUCUCUGCGCUCGCUCGAACCUCGCAGCCUGUCAGGGGGCGCGCUCACUGGCUCCAGCAGUGUCCUCGCGGCGGCCAUGGCCACGAAGAUCGACAAGGAGGCGUGUCGCGCGGCGUACAACCUAGUGCGGGACGACGGCUCGGAAGUCAUCUGGGUGACUUUCAGAUACGAUGGCGCCACCAUUGUCCCAGGCGAUCAGGGAACGGAUUACCAGCACUUCAUCCAGCAGUGCACAGAUGACGUCCGACUGUUUGCCUUUGUGCGCUUUACCACCGGUGAUGCCAUGAGCAAGAGGUCCAAGUUUGCCCUCAUCACGUGGAUAGGGGAGGACGUGAGUGGGCUGCAGCGAGCCAAGACAGGGACCGACAAGACGCUGGUGAAGGAGGUGGUCCAGAAUUUUGCAAAGGAGUUUGUGAUCAGCGAUCGGAAGGAGCUGGAGGAAGACUUCAUCAGGAGCGAGCUGAAGAAGGCCGGAGGGGCCAAUUACGAUGCUCAGACAGAGUAGCCCCAGCCCCACACCUCAGAGCCAUCUGCCUGCUCCAUCUUGGCGGAGACUGCCACCUCAGAGUCACCAGCCCACCAGGGAGGAGGAGCCAUGAGAGGCGCCGGCGCCACCAGUGUGUACAAACCCCACCCUUCCACUCCUGUGUGUGUCGUGUCCCCCACCCCGCCCCUCUGUGACCCUCUCAAGCUCACCAAGCAUCAUUCAGUACCUGCCCCCUUUUUGUUUUAAAGAGAAGUCAUCUUGGUGCCAGGGCCAUGCGCACCAUCAGAUCCCAGGUGCCUCUGUCAGUGGCCCUUGGCCGGGCAUUUCCCUUUCCCUCACUGUGGCCUGCCUGGGCUGAGCCACCUUGGCCUCCAGUUGCUGGGGCCUGGCCUGGGUACCAUCCCAGCUUGCCUUGGCUGUUUCCUGCUAGCCCUCUGCCGGCCGCCAUGCCAGGAGCUGUGCAUACUCCACAGCCUUCAUGAGCUCACACACGCUCCUCGGAGCCCCCUAGACAUGGCUCCAGGCCCCACCCCCACCCUGUUCAGAGUGGCCUAAGCGCUAUGUAAAUCUGGUAGAUGCUGCUUGGCAGGGACAGGUUUAGGUAUGGUGUAGUACGAAGUGAUAAUUUGCCUUAAAUCUUGCCUGGCGGUGGCUCUGCCGUGUGGUCUAAACUACCCUUUGGGCGAAGUCCUUCUGAAUAUGAGAGGUCUGAGUCCAGCGGUGGUGGGAAUUCAGGGUCAACCUCAGGGCCCCCCAGGGUGACCAGGGUGGAAAGGUCCCCUGCAAGCCGGGAGGCAGCGCAGGCCUUGGCACCUGGAAGGCGGCAGUGGCUGCAAUCUUAGUCUGCACCACACAUUCGAAAAGAUGGCUUUGUUUGCUUUUAAAGAAAAGCUGAGGCGGGCAUGGCCCCUCGUGAGCGCGUGAGGACAGCUCUUUUCCUUAUCCUCACUCUUUUCAUUUUGGGGAAGAAGACUGCACUGGACUGGGCUAUGAGGACCAUCUCUGGCAUUCCAACAGUUUACAGAAAUAAAUGUGUUUUUCAAGAAAAA
Molecule: messenger RNA, 1644 nt
Organism: Microtus oregoni (creeping vole)
Lineage: Eukaryota; Metazoa; Chordata; Mammalia; Rodentia; Cricetidae
Gene: Cotl1
Product: coactosin like F-actin binding protein 1
Exons: 4
Coding region: 185-613 (142 amino acids)
Biological process (GO): regulation of actin filament polymerization
Cellular component (GO): site of polarized growth; cortical actin cytoskeleton; plasma membrane
Molecular function (GO): actin filament binding
Source: RefSeq, a predicted model, not a curated record